Musa acuminata subsp. malaccensis (wild Malaysian banana) is the source of this 2002-nucleotide messenger RNA. Its product is annotated as sialyltransferase-like protein 1. Gene Ontology annotation, molecular function: sialyltransferase activity. Lineage: Eukaryota; Viridiplantae; Streptophyta; Magnoliopsida; Zingiberales; Musaceae. The record is from RefSeq and is a predicted model, not a curated record.
GCCUCGCCCGGAGGAUACCCGGCACAGGAUUUGCGUUCGGUGGGGGUCCCGCCGUAAGUUCGCGGAGGAGGAAACCCUGCUAUAUGAAACAUUAACCAUAUCAGUGUCGUUUAGAGGCCACAGGGGGGCCAAACUGUCCCCAAUCAUGUUGACCCGCCCAACCCACCAGAAAUUUCCGCCGAAACCUAUCUGUCAUAUAUAACUGAAACCAGUAUUUCCACAAGCGUCCAACCCGAAGAUGUUAUUGAGUGCCGCCAAUUCGCCGAACCCAAUCCCAUCGCUGGCUCAUCCUUCUUCGCCAACAGCUCCCUCCGCCCCAUAACAACCUAAACCGCCUCUCUGCCAUCUCCCGCCUCCCCUCGAACGGCAACCUCUCCGAAUGCGAUGAAGCGUCAUGGUCUCAAUGGCUGGACUAUCGAACCCACCGAGGAGGAUACGCUGAAACCGAACUGCUUCGUGUUUGAAAGGAGGCAGCUGAUGUGUAAGCCUUCGUUUGGUCCUUAAACGCGCCCUCCGGAUCACCCGCUGGGGAAGGUGCUCAAGUCUUCGGAAAUGGUGCGGAGGACGGCGACCUCUUUAGCUCCGAUGCUGAGAUUUGGCCUCCGAACAGUCUUGAGGGCUACAGUGAUGAGGAGCUUCAUUCGCGUCCCUUUCGUCCUCCUCCUCGUGGUAGCCGCAUUCAGCUGGCGCUCGGUGUUUCGCCGCGGCGUCACGCAGGCGCCCUUAGUCGACGAGGACGCGUCCCUGCUCGACGCCGAGGACGCGUCCCUGUUCGACGCCGAGGCCCUCAACGCGACCCUCUACAACCUCACCGACGCUGAGGCCGGCGGGGUGGAGCUGCAGCAGGAAGUGCUGGACCUUAUGGGCGGGAGACUAGAAUCCGUCUACGCCGCCGGCGGGCAGUCCCACAUUAUCUCCAUCUGGCGGAGCAUGAGAGGCGCAGGGAGUCGGCCGGGGCUUUUGGCCCGACUCCGGUUCCCCGCUCGGCCGGAGCACCCCGAUCGCGGCCGGCUGUUCCAGGAGUUCCGCUGGCGGCUCAGCGAUUGGUUCCUCGACAGUCGCGGACUCCAGCCGGAGGUCAUGUCGGAGCUCAUAGAGCGCAUCAAGCGCCCCAUCGAUCGGCACUACGGGUACCCGCACACCGGCCGGCCAUACGCCACCUGCGCCGUGGUCGGCAACAGUGGCGUCCUACUCAAGUCCGCACACGGCCGCCUCAUCGAUGGCCACGACCUCGUCAUCCGCCUCAACAACGCCCGCACCGCGGGCUACCAGCAGCACGUCGGCUCCAAGACCACCAUCUCCUUCAUCAACAGCAGCAUCCUCCACUCCUGCGCCAUGCGCCUGGGCUGCUACUGCAACCCGUACGGCCACUUCGUCCCCAUCGUCGUCUACAUUUGCCAGCCAGCCCAUUUCCUCGACUACCUCAUCUGCAAUUCCACCCACAAGUCCCCGCUGCUCGUCACCGACGGCGGGUUCGACACCCUCUGCAUCCGCAUCGUCAAGUACUACUCGUUGAAGAGAUUCGUCGAGGACACCGGAAAGCACCCCAUGUCGUGGGGCAAGUUCCACGACGAGAAGCUGUUCCAUUACUCGUCAGGGAUGCAGGCCGUCAUGCUCGGGUUGGGCAUCUGCAAGAGGGUGAACGUCUUCGGGUUCGGCAAGUCGGUGGAUGCGAACCACAACUACCACACCAACCAGACGGCGGAGCUGAACGUGCUCGAUUACGCGGCGGAGUACGAUUUCUACCGCGAUCUGGUCGAGCGGCCGCAGGCGAUACCGUACCUGAGAAUCACCAAAAUUAAGGUCCCUCCUGUUGUUUUCUACCACUGAGAUGCUGCAGCUAGAACAGUAUUAGCACACUCAGAAAAGUGAGAAUACAUGAGGAGGAACAAGUUUUCUUACACUUAUCUUUUCUUCUUAGAUUCAGUCUUCAGAGAAAUAUGAGAAGCAGCCGGUCAAAUGAACUGUAAAUAACAUGCUGAUUCUUUUCUGAUUCAUGUUC